Messenger RNA from Aspergillus alliaceus, 534 nucleotides. Its product is annotated as ankyrin repeat domain-containing protein. NCBI's taxonomy places the organism in Eukaryota, Fungi, Ascomycota, Eurotiomycetes, Eurotiales, Aspergillaceae. The coding region runs from base 1 to 534 and encodes 177 amino acids. The transcript is spliced from 2 exons. Gene Ontology annotation, molecular function: protein binding. The record is from RefSeq and is a predicted model, not a curated record.
AUGCUUCUCCAGCAUAACAUUGAUAAAGACUCCCGCGACGUAGAUGAACAGACCUCUCUCUCAUGGGCAGCUUGUCGAGGUCACGAGGAAGUCGUCCGGUUUCUCCUGGACAAAGGCGCCAAUCCGGACACCAAAGACAAGGAUGGUAUGACUCCGCUUUCAUGGGCGGCCUCCAACGGCUGGAUGGGGAUAGUGCAGCUCCUUCUAGAGAGACAUGUUGAUCCAAACUCCACGGAUAGGCAGGGCCGGGCACCACUUUCCUGGGUAGCAGAGAAUGGCCAUGACGCACUCAUGGGGCUUUUGAUUAACAAAGGUGCCCAGCUACACUUACGGUAUGAUGGAAGCCAUGUUGAACAAUGCCCGCAUGCUCUCGUGAUUCAUAAUGCGCACUGCAUGGUGCCAGACACUCCCCAGCAAGACGUUGCUCAGAAUGACUAUGCUACCGCCUCGGGUUCAUUCAGGAUAAAACGUGGAUUGGAGUGCGCACUAUGCCUUAGUAAGCAAGAUGAAGCACUGGCGACAUCUGAGGCCUGA